Molecule: messenger RNA, 2336 nt
Organism: Lethenteron reissneri (Far Eastern brook lamprey)
Lineage: Eukaryota; Metazoa; Chordata; Hyperoartia; Petromyzontiformes; Petromyzontidae
Product: zinc finger protein 45-like
Biological process (GO): regulation of transcription by RNA polymerase II
Molecular function (GO): DNA-binding transcription factor activity, RNA polymerase II-specific; RNA polymerase II cis-regulatory region sequence-specific DNA binding
Source: RefSeq, a predicted model, not a curated record
UGUGGGUGGUGUGGGGUGGGUUGUCCGUGUGUGGGGUGGGUGGUGUGUGUGGGGUUGUCAGUGGGGGGAGGGGGGUAAUUCCUGCAGCCACGACUAUGGCCACGGCGGCAGUGGCGGCCGCAGUGGUUUCCCACAUCAACCCGCGCCAGGACUUCCCGGCGUGGCUGGCCGCUCACGGCGUGAGCCUCAGCGUGGCCGAGGCCGUGGACCGGGAGCUGGGCAUCGGCGACUACGAGGCCUUCCUGGCGUGCGCCGAGCAGCCCCACGUCAGGGCCGAGAUGUUCGCCGCCGCCAGGGAGCGGCUGCCCUUCGCCUUCUACGCCGUGCUGCGCCGCCUCACCGAGGCCUCGUCCCCCAAGGGCCACGACGGGGCCGGCGGCGGCCUCCAGGCCGCUGGCAACACGGCGGCGUUCCAGCCGUUCCUGAGCGGCCUCCUGGACGCCAUCGUCCUCAUGCUCAACAGCCUGAGCCAGGAGCUGCUGCACUCGGCCGAGAGGUUCAGCUGCCUGGAGCCCGCGCUCUACCCCGUGGUGUCGCUGGACGAUGGAGUGGCGAGCCACCUCGCCUCGGAUGUGGCAGAAGUGGUGGGAGAUGUGUCUGGGAGUGAAGUAAAUCACCGGUCACCCGACCCGCAUUCAGACAUUCAGCAAGAGCACAGCCUGCACCAUGCGUGGGCAACCAAUGGAGACAAAGUUGAGAGGCUCUUUCAGAAUAACGUGGAAGAGAAGGCAGACUUGCCUCAAGUUGGGGAUUGCUGGAGCGCCAUCGAGGAGUCUCCUUGUGAAGUGGAGGAGACUGAUGUGAACGUGACGUGGAGAGAGGUCAAAGCAGAAAGGGAUGACGUCAGAGACGGAGAAACAGAGGCGACGGACGAGGAGUGUUUCUCUGUCAUCACGAGAACCACCAACCAAAGCGCUCCAACCAAACUCGGCUACAACGGCGAGCUGCACUGCGUCGACCACCCACACAGGGAAGACGCCGCAUACUAUCCCUACAGGCGCGACACCGCCACGGCUGCCGAGUCGUACGACGGCCAGCAGGUCUGGCAGCAGCACCAGCAGCGACUGCUGGCGCCGCCGCUUGACGGACACCGAUGCGAUUCCUCCGAGCCAGGCGAUGGCAUGGAUAACGCGGCGCCGUCUGGGGAGCGGCGGCCGGACAACAGCGGCGGCGGCAGCAGCGCCGGGCGCAGGGACAGCCCGCACUCGUCCACCAAGCCUUUCGGCUGCCGCGAGUGCGGCGCUCGCUUCGCCACCAAGUACAACCUGCGGGUGCACGAGAGACGGCACACGGGCGAGCGGCCGUUCGCGUGCGAGGUGUGCGGGCGGCGCUUCUCUCGCUCCUACUGCCUGGGCCGGCACAAGCGCUGCCACGUGCUGCGGCCCCUGGAGCGCGUCGCGGCUACCACCGCCACGCAGCCGCUGCGUUCGCUUCCCUAGCGUUGGGCUGGCGUCGCGGCUAGUUGUGAGCAGCGUGAAGAUGGCGGUUCCUGCAGGCCUGAGGGAGGACGUUGAUUUGCGUGUGGCCAGAAGCAGCGCCACGGAAAAAAACGAAUUAUGCACAUUAUUCAAAUGGAACGUCGAGCGGUGUGUUUUAUUUAUUGUCAUAAUUCUUGGAGGUGGGUGGAAGUGGCACUAACAUUUUGAACAUUGUUGAAAAAGAUUUCUGUGUUUAAAAAAAAAACCCCAGUCUGUUGUAGUGACAGGUAGGAAUGGAAUUUCAUGCUUGUGCUGUAUAAAACUGGGUGAUUUUAAAGUGCAAACCAUUGUCAGUGUAAAUGCUGUUCGUACAGCGAGCGUUUAUUUAAACGAGUUUGAUUGGCAGUUGGGGUGUGACAUGGUCAUGAUGUGUAGGCGUCAUCUGGUAAUGUCGCCCACUCAACCUUGUGAGAAAGCACAGCAGCGGAGAGAGGUGGUGGCAGGAGUUUCCUAUACCUUGGUGUAAGGAGAGGCAGAGCCACCAUUGGGGUGGCCACCAAUCAAAAGGAGGAAGGUGGAGCCUGAGAAACAAAGGGGCGGGGACUAGGUGGGGUAGACAUUCACAGCUGAAUAAUAACCAUCAGGAGGCAAGAGGCUUUCGGAGGCAAACCUCGGACUCUGGGUUUGUACCAGAAACGUAUUGUCAAGCCAAUUCGUCAAAACGUUGUAGAGAGCUACAGGAACACAUUGCAUCUACACAAGAUUAGUUUAUUUUCUUCAAACAAAUUCAUAUGCAUUAUGUGACCUCCUUUGCCAGUACCAAAAUAUGAGAAUAGGUUUUCCCCUUUUUUCUGGCCACAAAACAGGUGUUAAGAUGUUAAAACACCAAACCGAAACCUUUUACAAGGAAUCAUGUCU